Molecule: messenger RNA, 1725 nt
Organism: Epinephelus fuscoguttatus (brown-marbled grouper)
Lineage: Eukaryota; Metazoa; Chordata; Actinopteri; Perciformes; Serranidae
Gene: apex1
Product: APEX nuclease (multifunctional DNA repair enzyme) 1
Exons: 5
Coding region: 171-1103 (310 amino acids)
Biological process (GO): base-excision repair
Cellular component (GO): nucleus
Molecular function (GO): endonuclease activity; double-stranded DNA 3'-5' DNA exonuclease activity; DNA-(apurinic or apyrimidinic site) endonuclease activity
Source: RefSeq, a predicted model, not a curated record
CGUGGUCAGAAAUCUUUGCCGUGCUUUGUGAGUGUGUUUGGGGGGGAGUGACUGAAGGAGCACUUGCCUGGUCUUUGCAUCGUGUUUGUGAAAGUGCAACGGCGCGUGUGCUGUUGUGUGUGCGUGUCGUGUGUCUGCGAGGUGUGUUUGCGGUCCGAGCGAGUUCAAGUAUGAAGAGAGGCAAGAAUGCAGAGGAUGCAGCUGCAGAUGGGGAGAAUGACUCAGGCUCUGCCUCUGCAAAGAAAGCAAAGAAGCCUAAGGAACCAGAGGCCCCAGUAUUGUACGAUGAUCCCCCCGACAAAAUGACCAGCAAAGACGGACGUGACGCCAAUAUGAAGAUCACCUCCUGGAACGUCGAUGGCCUGAGGGCCUGGGUGAAAAAGAAGGGCCUGGAUUGGGUGCGUGAGGAGGCUCCAGAUAUUUUGUGCCUGCAGGAAACAAAGUGUGCAGAGAAAUCCCUUCCUGCUGAAAUCACCUCGAUGCCCGAGUACCCUCACAAGUACUGGGCCGGGUCAGAUGAAAAGGAGGGUUACAGUGGUGUGGCCAUGCUCUGCAAGACUGAGCCCCUCAAAGUCACCUAUGGCAUUGGUAAAGAAGAGCAUGACAAGGAGGGCCGAGUCAUCACUGCAGAGUUCCCCAACUUCUUCCUGGUGACCACCUAUGUGCCAAACGCCGGCAGGGGCCUUGUGCGCCUAGAUUACCGCAAAACCUGGGACGUGGACUUCCGGGCAUACCUGAGCGAGCUGGACAUGCAGAAGCCCCUGGUGCUGUGUGGUGACCUGAACGUGGCACACCAGGAGAUCGACCUGAAGAACCCCAAAGGGAACAAGAAAAGCGCAGGCUUCACCCCCGCGGAGCGCGAGGGCUUCAGCCAGCUGCUGGAGUCCGGUUUCACCGACAGCUUCCGCGAGCUGUACCCCGAGCAGACCAACGCCUACACCUUCUGGACCUACAUGAUGAACUCCCGCGCAAAGAACGUGGGCUGGAGGCUCGAUUACUUUCUGCUGUCGUCCAGCCUGGUGCCAGGUCUGUGCGACAGCAAGAUUCGCAACAAGGCCUUGGGAAGCGACCAUUGCCCCAUCACUCUGCACAUAGCUGUGUAGGUCAAUGUCUGAGCAGCCUAAACUGUUUCUGUAGUACUUCCGUUCCGACUUGGCAAAUAUGUAUGCCAGUGUGUGUGUGUAUAUGUGUGUAUGUGUGUAUGUGUGUUAAGAGUGAGGCAUUCCCUAUUUGGGCUGAAACAAGUGCUGCCCAAACUCUAUCUCUCAGUAGUCUCUGCUGUAACUUAGUUGUCUAGUACUUUUAACUUUUUCACAUGAAAUGUUGAUAAUACGACUCCACAGCAAAAGUCAUAAUGCCCAUAAAUCCUCUCCACACAAUUGAAGUUUGUCAGUAAUCCCGGUGAUGUUCACCUGUCCUCAACUGUUCCGUAAAGAUGCAACACUAAAUACUCAAAGAUGUCUAAGCUGAUUUUCAACAAUGACCCGUGACCGGCUGUGGAACUGCGCUACAGUGUGGCUCCUGUCUGUACUACUGCUGACCUGAGACGAGCCUCCAUGCCACAGAGCCUGCAGUAUGUUUUUGUUACUGUCCAAAACUUAACAGCUGCUGUUAAGAAAAUGCAACUUGUUCUAGCACAAAAAAAGUUUUAAGCCUCUUUUCCAAAGCAGUGUUGAAUUUUCUGUUGUAAAACAAACCCACAAUAAAGACUGAAUUUAUGUAAAA